AUGUUUACUUCCUCACUCCUUUCCACCUUGCUUUUGGUCGGUAGAGCCUGGGCACUCCCGAUCGGCGGUGCUGUCGACUCCAGUUACGAUGCAUGGGCCACGGCAUUGUCUGAUGUCGGUCCUUUGAUCUUACUCAUCGGGGAGCGCAGUACCAAACAGCUGCUCCGAGAUGUCAGGAGUGUCGCCGGUGCCUUCAGCCUCGCCGGUGCCUUCAGCCUCGCCGCUGCACCACUUGGCCCGGUCUCCAUUGUCACCAGUCUGCUACGAAUGUCUGGCUCUGAUCGAAUCCGCUCCUUCUUGGGUUACGAGCAAGAAUCUCGAAGUGUCGCUGCACUGGAGAUGUCUCGGGUCAAUUGCAAUGCUGUCCACCCGGAAUUGAUUGAGGGAUACUUGGUUCGGACAACCGCUGCAACGUCUGCGCUGCACGCAGGCGCCGUCGGGGUAUCUGCCUUACAAUCCACGUUGACUGCGGCGUCUAUAGGGGAUGUUGUGACCCAGUUGCUCGCCUGCCACUCUUAUGAGGCGGCGAAAAUCCGUUUGCGAGUCCCCAAGACAGAUGCGAAGUUAAGGUGGUGCUCCCAGAUUUUGAUCGCCGACACCAGGAGAGAUGGUUUGAAAGACCAACUAUUUGAGAUCCUUGCCGCUGCUUUACAGGUGAAUCCAGCAGGGGAAAAGACCGAGGACAUCAGGGUCUCUGAGCUUGGGGAAGACACCCUCUGCUUCGUCCUCACCUUUGAUGCGAUUUCUGAAUACUGCACGGCCUAUGUAACGUCCCGAAAGAUCUCCCUGCUUAUCGGCCUGGGCUCGGCACUGCUCAUCGUGGGCCUCUACGUGGUCGAACUUCGAUACAGCCGAAACUGGCAGAUUUCCACCGGGUGGCUUCUUACCAUACUGGGGUAUCUCGGAAUCGUCACAUUCGUCACGCUGGCUGCCCGACAUAUUCAGCGUGCAAGCCACUCCAUCCCGCUUCGAUCGAAGAACACAAGGCUAUCCCAACCCUGGCAAGAUGGACUGGCGAUAGCGGCACAAUCCGACAGCAAAGCAGGCGCCGAGUUUCUGAUUGCUGCAAAUGGCGGAGCUCAGGCUUUCGAGGCCAUAUGGCUGAAGCCUCUCACUCCAGCGGCAUGUAUCAAAGCCGAUGCGAUCGGGAUUUUCUUGACUCUUAGCUUUUUGUGUCAUUACCUUGGCCUGCGAUCUUCUUCAUGGUGGUUAGGCGUCUGCGAACUAGCGAUCUGUAUCUCAGCUGCAUUUGCUCGGAGCUUGACAAAGAGCCGGCCGACAAGGCUCCAUCUACCGUCAGAUCACAAAUCUCAUCCGAAUGUGGACUGGCGGUGUUGCACUACUGGGCUCAUCAACAUCCCACACUCUAGCGAAGCGGAGGAAGCAACACGACCAGAUCCACAUCGACUUGAUUUACGCAUAUACUCCUCUGAUGACGGAGUCAUGCUCCCGGCGCCUGCCGAGAGCAUUGCCUGGCAUUCUGCGGCCCUAUGUGUGAAAGACCAAUCCCUGCUAUCCUGGGUCCUAGAGACCACCGGAAUGAGGUUGAGUAUCUGCAAAGGCCACAACGGAGCAGACAGACGUGCAAUUGUUGUCUCUUUCUCUGCAGGGGUUCUAUGUCAGGAAGGGCUUGCCUUGACAGACGUGAAUACAUGCGUGGCUUUCUCUUGCCAACUAAAAAGCCUUAGCACCCCAACUCCAUGGCUUGCCCGGGCAAUCAUGAGACAACCUUCGUGGAAAGCUGAUCGCGACAUGUUCGCGGGAGUCACUGACACUAUUGGGAAGGUCCACGUACCCUCAUUAAGCUCACUCAUGACCUGGUGGACGAUGAGCGAAUUGAGGAAUGCUCCUCGGGACAAUCAAGAAAACCUGCAGUGGGCGUUUCUGUUGCUUAACACAUCCUUCUUUGCGCUUUUGCAAUCUGCCUCCGCGUCCGAUCCAGCGAUCCUCCAGAAUCUCGCAGGAAUUCAUGGCGCCACCGGGCCCAAGUCUGAGAGCGCAGCGUACAUUUUUGUCGAGAGGAUCAAGGACGAGCGCUUGAAGUCGUUGUCUCGAAGCUCAAGGAAUCAGCCAGGGACUCUUGGGCCUUGA
This is a messenger RNA of Capronia epimyces CBS 606.96, 2091 nucleotides long. RefSeq lists its product as uncharacterized. Lineage: Eukaryota; Fungi; Ascomycota; Eurotiomycetes; Chaetothyriales; Herpotrichiellaceae. The transcript is spliced from 2 exons. The record is from RefSeq and is a predicted model, not a curated record. The coding region runs from base 1 to 2091 and encodes 696 amino acids.